AUGCAAACAGAGGUAUCUGCACAAGCAGCAACAGCAGCAGCAAGAGUAGUAGCAGCAGCAGCGGUUGCAGCAGCAGCCACACCAGCAGCAGCAGCAGUUGCAGAAAAGCAGCAAGAGCAUCAGCAGCAUCGGCAAAAACAGCAACAUCAGCAAGAACAGCAGCAGCAACAGCAAGAACAGCAGCAGCAGCAAGAGCACAAGGAGCAGCUACAGCAGCAGCAGCACGAGCAUCAGCAGCAUCAGCAAGAGCAGCAUCAGCAGCAUCAGCAAGAGCAGCAGCAGCAGCAGCAGCAAGAGCACAAGCAGCAGCGAGAGCACAAGCAGCAGCAGGAGGAGCAGGAGGAGGAUAUGCUGACAAGCAGCAGCAGCAGCAGCAGCAGCAGCAGCAACAGCAGCAGCAAAGGCAGCAGCAGCAGCAGCAGCAAAGGCAGCAAAGGCAGAGGCGGGGGAGGCAAUGAGGGCACAGAGGAUGGGCUAAUAAAAAUAGAGACAGCAACAGGAAUAGCAGCAACAGGAAUGGCAGCAGCAGGAAUAGCAGCAGCAGCAACAGCAGCAGCAACAAUAGCAGCAAUAGCAUCAGCAGCAACAACAGCAGUAGCAGCAGAAACAGCAGCAGCAACAACAGCAGAAGCAGCAACAACAGCAGAAGCCACAACAACAGCAGCAACAACAGCAGCAGCAACAACAGCAGCAGCAACAACAGCAGCAGCAGCAACAAUUGCAGCAGCAGCAGCAGCAGCACUGACAGGAUCAAAGACAGCAAAUGCUUGUAGAAUUCUUCUGAGUGCAUGCUGCCCUUCUUCUCUGAAGAAAGCAAUAGACGGGAAUGUGCGGUGUAUAUCCAGCUCAAUUGCAUUAUAA
This is a messenger RNA of Eimeria acervulina, 861 nucleotides long. RefSeq lists its product as hypothetical. The record is from RefSeq and is a predicted model, not a curated record. Bases 1 to 861 code for a protein of 286 amino acids. The transcript is spliced from 2 exons. Lineage: Eukaryota; Apicomplexa; Conoidasida; Eucoccidiorida; Eimeriidae.